CGAUUUAUUGUUUCAGUCGACGAAUGCUUUGGCUGACGCCGGUUGUUCAUUCUGAGUUCUGUCGCGGUUACCAUUUGCAAUUUUUCAUAAAACACGUGCACACUUGCUGUGCGACACAAACACAACACAUUUGCGGGCAAUUAACAAAUUCACGCAUUUCCCAAACACAGCAUAGACGGUAAACAACAAAACCGAAAUGUCGACAACAGAUUGUUAUCUUGUGCUGGAGGAUGGCACCAUUAUGCCAGGCUACGCCUUUGGGGCAAAAAAGACGGCCACAAGUGGCGAAGUGGUUUUCCAAACGGGCAUGGUUGGCUACACGGAGGCACUGACGGAUCGCUCAUAUAGCUCACAGAUUCUAGUGUUGACGUAUCCGUUGAUUGGCAAUUACGGAGUGCCGGAUGUGGCUCAGUUGGAUGCACAUGGUCUGCCUGAGCACUUUGAGUGGUUCGACGGUGCUGUCCAGGCAGCUGGUCUAGUGGUGGGCGAGAUUUGCGAGACACCCUCGCAUUGGCGCUCCCGACAGACGCUCUCCAAGUGGCUGGAGGAGCACAAGGUGCCCGGGAUCAGUGGCAUUGAUACGCGUGCCCUGACAAAGAAGCUCCGGGAGCAGGGCAGUCUUUUGGGUCGGAUUGUCUACGAGGAGCCGAGUCAACCGUUGGCUCCCUUCGUCGAUCCCAAUGAACGGAACUUGGCCAAGGAGUGCGCCAUCAAGGAGGCGGUUCUCUAUAAAUCCCCUCAAGCAGGUGGGCCACGAAUUGCCGUCUUGGAUUGCGGCCUUAAGCUGAACCAGUUGCGUUGCCUGCUCCAGCGUGGUGCCUCCGUCCAGCUGCUCCCUUGGAGCGCCCAGCUGCAGGAGGAUCAGUACGAUGCGCUCUUCCUCUGCAACGGACCUGGUAAUCCCAGCAGCUGCAAUCAGAUUGUGGAGCAGGUGCAGCGUGUGCUUGAGGCGGGCAAUAAGCCCAUCUUUGGCAUCUGUCUUGGCCAUCAGCUGUUGGCCACGGCCAUUGGCUGCGACACCUUCAAGAUGAAGUACGGCAAUCGUGGCCACAAUCUGCCCUGUCUGCAUCGGGCGACGGGUCGUUGUCUCCUCACCUCGCAGAAUCACGGAUAUGCCGUUGACCUGAAGAAGCUACCCUCGGAUUGGGAGGAGCUGUUCGUCAAUGCCAACGAUGGCACCAACGAGGGCAUUGUGCAUCGUAGUAAGCCCUAUUUCUCGGUACAGUUUCAUCCGGAACAUCAUGCCGGUCCCCAGGACACCGAGUUCCUCUUCGAUGUCUUCCUGGACGCCAUCCGUCAGCCCGGAUUCAGUGUGCCGCAGCUGAUCGAGCGUCGACUGCGCGUCACCCGGCCCGAUCCUCAGCCGAGACCCCGCAAGGUGCUCAUCUUGGGCUCCGGCGGCCUGUCAAUUGGCCAGGCUGGGGAGUUUGACUAUUCCGGAUCGCAGGCGAUCAAGGCAAUGAAGGAGUGUAAUAUCCAGACGGUUCUCAUCAAUCCCAACAUUGCCACCGUCCAGACAUCCAAGGGCAUGGCCGACAAGUGCUACUUCCUGCCCCUGACACCGGACUACGUGGAGCAGGUGAUCAAAUCGGAGCGUCCAAAUGGUGUACUCCUCACAUUUGGCGGUCAGACGGCGCUCAACUGUGGCGUCGAGCUGGAACGGGCUGGAGUCUUUGACAAGUAUAACGUACGGAUACUGGGCACGCCCAUUCAGUCCAUCAUUGAGACGGAGGAUCGCAAGUUGUUUGCCCAGCGGGUCAAUGAGAUUGGUGAGUGUGUGGCUCCCUCGGAGGCGGUUUAUACCGUUGCCGAGGCUCUGGAGGCAGCUGGCCGUCUUGGCUACCCGGUGAUGGCACGUGCCGCCUUCUCCCUGGGUGGACUGGGUUCCGGGUUUGCCAACAACGAGCAGGAGCUGCAGACUCUGGCCCAGCAGGCGUUGGCCCAUUCCAGUCAAUUGAUUGUGGACAAAUCGCUCAAGGGUUGGAAGGAGGUGGAGUACGAGGUGGUCCGGGAUGCCUACGACAAUUGCAUUACGGUCUGCAACAUGGAGAACUUUGAUCCAUUGGGCAUUCACACCGGCGAGAGCAUUGUGGUUGCUCCAUCGCAAACUCUCUCGGAUCGCGAAUAUCAAAUGCUCCGGAGCACCGCCCUCAAGGUGAUCCGUCACUUUGGUGUCGUCGGCGAGUGCAACAUUCAAUAUGCGCUCUGUCCCCACUCGGAGCAGUAUUACAUCAUCGAGGUGAAUGCCCGCUUGUCCCGCAGCUCGGCACUGGCCAGCAAGGCGACCGGUUAUCCAUUGGCCUAUGUGGCCGCCAAGCUGGCAUUGGGGGAACCGCUGCCGGAGAUCCGUAACUCGGUGACGGGGAAUACGACGGCAUGCUUUGAGCCCAGCUUGGAUUACUGUGUGGUGAAGAUUCCACGCUGGGAUCUGGCCAAAUUUGUGCGUGUCAGCAAGCACAUUGGCAGCUCCAUGAAGAGCGUCGGCGAGGUGAUGGCCAUUGGACGCAGCUUCGAGGAGGCCUUCCAAAAGGCCUUGCGCAUGGUCGAUGGCGAUGUCCAGGGCUUUGAUCCCUAUCUGUCGCCCGUCGACAAGGAUCAGCUGUCGGAGCCAACGGAUCGACGUCCGUUCGUUCUUGCCGCCGCCCUCAAGGCGGGCACGUGCAUCGAGGAGCUGCACGAUCUGACCAAGAUCGAUCGUUGGUUCCUCCACAAACUGCAGCACAUCAUCGAGUUCUAUGGCCAGCUGGAGUCGGCGGGCAAUCAGCUGACGCCCAAGCUUUUGCUCAGUGCCAAGCGUAUGGGAUUUGCGGACAAACAGAUUGCCAUGGCCACCAAGAGCACCGAGCUGGCGGUGCGUCAGCAGCGUGUGGAGCACAACAUCCGGCCGUAUGUGAAGCAGAUCGAUACCGUUGCCGGUGAAUGGCCAGCGAGUACGAAUUAUCUGUACAACACUUACAAUGCAUCCGAGCAUGAUGUUCUCUUUCCCGGCGGACACACGAUCGUUGUCGGUUCGGGUGUCUAUCGGAUCGGCUCCUCCGUGGAGUUCGAUUGGUGUGCCGUCGGCUGCCUGAGAGAGUUGAGGAACCUCAAGAAGUCGACCAUUAUGAUCAACUAUAAUCCGGAAACGGUGUCCACGGAUUACGAUAUGUGCGAUCGCUUGUACUUUGAGGAGAUUAGCUUUGAGGUCGUCAUGGACAUCUAUGAGCUGGAACGCUCCGAUGGCAUCAUUCUAUCCAUGGGUGGCCAGUUGCCCAACAACAUUGCCAUGGAUCUGCAUCGACAGCAGGCCAAGGUGCUGGGCACAUCGCCGGAGUCGAUUGAUUGUGCCGAGAAUCGCUUCAAGUUCUCCCGCAUGCUGGACAGGAAGGGCAUCCUGCAGCCGCUGUGGAAGGAGCUAACGAAUCUUCAGUCCGCCAUCGAGUUCUGCCAGGAGGUGGGCUUCCCCUGUCUCGUUCGUCCCUCGUAUGUGCUGUCCGGUGCUGCGAUGAAUGUCGCCUAUUCGGAUCAGGAUCUGGAGACGUAUUUGAAUGCCGCCUCCGAGGUGAGUCGCGAGCAUCCCGUGGUCAUUUCCAAAUUCCUCACCGAGGCCAAGGAGAUCGAUGUGGACGCCGUGGCGGCGGAUGGACAAAUCCUCUGCAUGGCCGUCUCCGAGCAUGUGGAGAAUGCGGGCGUUCAUUCCGGAGAUGCGACGUUGGUGACACCACCGCAAGAUCUCAAUGCCGCCACACUGGAGGCCAUCAAGCGAAUCACCCGGGAUCUGGCCAGUGUGCUGGAUGUGACGGGACCCUUCAACAUGCAACUCAUUGCCAAGAACAAUGAACUGAAGGUCAUCGAGUGCAAUGUCCGCGUCUCCCGCUCCUUUCCCUUUGUGUCCAAGACCCUGGACCAUGACUUUGUGGCAACUGCCACUCGUGCCAUUGUCGGCAUGGAUGUGGAGCCCAUUGAUGUGCUCCAUGGCGUUGGUAAAGUCGGUGUCAAGGUGCCUCAGUUCAGUUUCUCCCGCCUCGCCGGCGCCGAUGUCCAGCUGGGUGUCGAGAUGGCCUCCACCGGGGAGGUUGCCUGCUUCGGCGACAAUCGCUAUGAAGCCUAUUUGAAGGCCAUGAUGUCCACGGGAUUCCAGAUACCCAAGAAUGCCAUACUCCUAUCCAUUGGCAGCUUCAAGCACAAAAUGGAACUGCUUUCAUCUAUUCGGGAUCUGGCCAAGAUGGGCUACAAACUCUACGCUUCAAUGGGCACCGGAGACUUUUAUGCGGAGCACGGCGUUGAUGUGGAGUCCGUACAGUGGACAUUCGAUAAGACAACGCCUGAUGACAUCAAUGGGGAACUACGUCAUCUGGCCGAGUUUCUGGCCAACAAACAGUUUGAUCUGGUCAUAAAUCUGCCUAUGCGUGGUGGAGGAGUUCGCAGAGUGUCUUCGUUUAUGACCCAUGGGUAUCGCACUCGCCGCCUGGCUGUGGACUAUUCCAUACCGCUGGUGACGGACGUCAAGUGCACGAAGCUGUUGGUGGAAUCGAUGCGAGUGACGGGUCGCAAUCCGGGCAUGAAGACGCACACGGAUUGCAUGACGUCGCGUCGGAUUGUCAAAUUGCCGGGCUUCAUCGAUGUGCAUGUGCAUCUGAGGGAGCCGGGAGCGACGCACAAGGAGGACUUUGCCAGCGGCACUGCAGCCGCAUUGGCCGGAGGCGUUACCAUGGUCUGUGCCAUGCCCAAUACAAAUCCAUCGAUUGUCGAUCGCGAUACCUUCAAUCAGUUCAGGGAGCUGGCACGUUUGGGAGCACGUUGCGAUUAUGCUUUGUAUGUUGGCGCCUCGGACAACAACUGGGAGCAUGUGCAUGAGCUGGCGACGCAGGCGUGUGGCCUGAAGAUGUAUCUCAACGAUACCUUUGGAACUUUGAGGUUAAGUGACAUGGCCGCCUGGCAACGCCAUCUCUCCCGCUGGCCCAAGCGGGCGCCCAUCGUUUGCCAUGCGGAGCGACAGAGCAUGGCGGCCGUGAUGCUCCUGGCCCAUCUGCUCGAGCGUCCCAUUCACAUCUGUCAUGUGGCGCGCAAGGAGGAAAUCCAGUUGAUACGCGCCGCCAAGGAGAAGGGCAUGCGGGUGACCUGCGAGGUCUGUCCGCAUCAUUUGUUCCUCAGCACACGGGAUCUGGAGCGUCUUGGGGCCGGCAUGGCUGAGGUGCGUCCGCUGCUCUGUUCGCCGGAGGAUCAGGAAGCGCUCUGGGAGCACAUGGAGUACAUUGAUGUGUUUGCCACCGAUCAUGCUCCACAUACGCUCGAGGAGAAGCAAUCGGAACGUCCACCGCCGGGUUUUCCCGGCCUGGAGACUAUUCUGCCGCUCCUGUUGCAGGCCGUGCACGAGGGUCGCCUGACCAUGGAGGACAUCAAGAGAAAGUUCUAUCGCAAUCCGCGCAGCAUCUUCAAUCUGCCGGAACAGCCGCAGACGUACGUGGAGAUCGAUCUGGACGAGGAGUGGACCAUCAGCAACAAUGAGCUGAAGACCCGGGCCCGCUGGUCGCCCUUCAACGGCACCAAGGUCAAGGGUCGUGUCCACCGCGUCGUUCUACGUGGCGAGGUCGCCUACAUCGAUGGCCAGGUGCUGGUCCAACCCGGCUACGGUCAGAAUGUGCGUGCCAAGGUGCCGCUGCCACAGAAAUCCGAGACGGAGGGCAGCGAUCUGCCCAGCGACACCGAUGUCAACGAUACGUUCUCUCGCCUCCUGACCGAAGGUGCCGUCGGCUCACGCUCCACCACCGUGCACUUUGAGGAUGACGCCGCGGGCUCAUCUCCGGCGGCGGGCAGCUUUUUGCGUCCGGUGUCGCCAUCGCCCAGGCUCCGUCUCGACUCCUCCAGCAAUGCGACGCUCAAGGAGUAUCUGCAAAAGAAUUCACCCAAUCCCGUGGCGCAUUGCUUGGUCGGCAAGCACGUCAUCUCCGUGGACAUGUUCGGCAAGGAGCACCUCAACGACAUAUUCAAUCUGGCGCAGUUGCUCAAGUCCCGCGUGACCAAGGAUCGUCCGGUCGACGAUUUGCUGCGUGGCAAGAUCAUGGCCAGCAUCUUCUACGAGGUGAGCACACGGACACAGUGCAGCUUUGGCGCGGCCAUGCAGCGUCUGGGUGGUCAUGUCAUCAACAUGGACCAGGUGACAUCGUCGGUGAAGAAGGGCGAGACCCUUGAGGACAGCAUCAAGGUGAUGGCCAGCUAUGCGGAUGUCCUCGUGCUGCGUCAUCCCGAGCCAGGUGCAGUGGCACGUGCUGCUUCGUUCUCGCGCAAACCGUUGAUCAAUGCCGGCGAUGGCGUCGGUGAGCAUCCGACACAGGCGCUGCUGGACGUCUUCACCAUACGUGAGGAAAUUGGUACCGUCAACGGACUGACCAUCACCAUGGUCGGCGAUCUGAAGAAUGGACGCACUGUCCACUCACUGGCACGCCUCCUCACCCUCUACAAUGUCACGUUGCAGUAUGUGGCGCCUCCAGGUCUGGGCAUGCCCGAGGCCAUUAUGCGGUAUCUGGAUCAGCGCGGCGUCACCCAAAGAACCUUCGAUAGCAUUGAGCAGGCGCUGCCCAGCACCGAUGUCCUCUACAUGACGCGCAUUCAGCGCGAACGCUUCCAGACUGAGGAGGAAUACAAACGCUGCUGUGGCCACUUUAUUGUCACUCCCAAGAUGAUGACGCGGGCAAAUAAGCGGACGAUUGUGUUGCAUCCACUGCCGCGCGUUGAGGAGAUUAGCCGUGACUUUGAUUCGGACCCACGUGCCGCGUAUUUCCGUCAGGCCGAGUACGGCAUGUACAUACGCAUGUCGCUUCUGGCCAUGGUCGUGGGAUGUCGCAGCACCGCCCUUUGAGCUCAUUGACAAUUUCAGUUAACCAAUUCAUUUUUUUCUACAUUUUUAUACAUUUGUAUGUAUGUGAUAAGUAUAAAUAUAAACGCAAAUAUAUAUAA
Molecule: messenger RNA, 6936 nt
Organism: Drosophila innubila
Lineage: Eukaryota; Metazoa; Arthropoda; Insecta; Diptera; Drosophilidae
Gene: rudimentary
Product: CAD protein
Exons: 7
Coding region: 197-6838 (2213 amino acids)
Biological process (GO): L-citrulline biosynthetic process; UTP biosynthetic process; 'de novo' pyrimidine nucleobase biosynthetic process
Cellular component (GO): cytoplasm; cytosol
Molecular function (GO): amino acid binding; aspartate carbamoyltransferase activity; dihydroorotase activity
Source: RefSeq, a predicted model, not a curated record